GUUCCCGAGAACUACUUCCGGGGGUCAUUGCCGUGCAUCGUUUUUCCCUGAGCUGUUCUAUUUUCAGUUUCAACUUUUAUACAUAUUUGCUUGUUUACCAACACAAUGUCCCGAGGGUCGAGUGCAGGAUUUGACCGACAUAUUACCAUAUUCUCUCCAGAGGGCAGACUCUACCAAGUCGAAUAUGCAUUCAAGGCUAUCAAUCAAGGUGGCCUUACCUCAUUAGCUAUCCGAGGACAAGACUGUGCAGUUGUCGUCACACAGAAGAAAGUUCCAGACAAGCUUCUUGAUGCCUCCACAGUCACACACCUAUUCAAAAUCACAGAAAACAUUGGCUGUGUCAUGUCUGGAAUGAUGGCUGACAGCAAGUCUCAAGUCCAGAGAGCUCGCUAUGAAGCAGCCAACUGGAAGUACAAGUAUGGCUAUGAGAUUCCAGUGGACAUGCUGUGUAAGAGGAUGGCUGACAUCUCUCAGGUGUACACACAGAAUGCUGAGAUGAGACCUCUGGGUUGCUGCAUGAUAGUGAUUGGUGUGGACGAGGAGUGUGGUCCCCAGGUGUAUAAGUGUGACCCUGCAGGAUACUACUGUGGCUUCAAGGCCACUGCUGCUGGGGUCAAACAGACAGAGGCCACCACCUUCCUGGAGAAAAAGGUCAAAAAGAAACUGGACUGGACCUUUGCGCAAACAAUCGAGACUGCGAUAACUUGUUUGUCUACGGUACUGUCCAUUGACUUCAAGCCCUCCGAGCUAGAGAUCGGUGUCAUUACAACGGAAGACCCUAAAUUCAGGAUCCUGACAGAGACCGAGAUCGAUGUCCACCUUGUGUCCCUGUCAGAGCGAGAUUGAGUGUUUCCGAGUGUUUCCAUGUGUUCCAGUCUAAAGGGGAGACUAGAAAUAUGACAGAACACUACCACUGAUCUUCAGAACGAAAGCCCUGACUUCUUUUUUGCUGUACAUUUACGCUGUUCAAUUAAAGAGAAUGUUUUCGAGAAACUCAAA
Messenger RNA from Oncorhynchus gorbuscha (pink salmon), 999 nucleotides. RefSeq names its product proteasome subunit alpha type-6-like. Gene Ontology annotation, cellular component: proteasome core complex; proteasome core complex, alpha-subunit complex; cytosol. Gene Ontology annotation, biological process: ubiquitin-dependent protein catabolic process. The record is from RefSeq and is a predicted model, not a curated record. The transcript has 7 exons. Lineage: Eukaryota; Metazoa; Chordata; Actinopteri; Salmoniformes; Salmonidae. Bases 106 to 846 code for a protein of 246 amino acids.